Messenger RNA from Nicotiana tabacum (common tobacco), 1317 nucleotides. The record is from RefSeq and is a predicted model, not a curated record. NCBI's taxonomy places the organism in Eukaryota, Viridiplantae, Streptophyta, Magnoliopsida, Solanales, Solanaceae.
AUGAAAAAUAUACCAAUUUUGCUGCAGCAUAGUGGACAAUGGGAUGAUAACAAUAAUUUCAUAAAUUUUCAUGUUGAUGCAAUUCUACUAAAGACCUAUUGGAAAUUUGAACAACUUCUUAGAGAAAUUGCAAAGCAAUUGCAAAAGGGCAGUAACACAAUAGUUAUUCAGUAUGUUAUUGCUCAAGGAUAUCCACCAAUUACAAUUUGUAGCAAUAUGAGUGUUAGUGUUUACAUGGAAUUGAAAAAAUCAAGUGCAGGGAUGACAACACUUCCCCUGUGUGUGUCGUUUGCUAAAAAUACUAUAGCUGCAAGCACCUCCAGUUUCGAUGUUGCUCCAAUUUCAUUAGAAAUUGCACAAUUUGAAAGCAUUGAUAUGAUUAGUACAUUUGAUGUGCAAGAAGGAGAUAACACCAGUUUAGAACUUGAUGUUGCAAAUAUCAUAACUGAUCAAUUUCAUCAAAAAGUUGAAAACAAACAAAUUUACAAAGACAAGAACAUGCUGGCUCUCGUUAUGAAACAGUUUACAGGACAAAUUCUACCCCUCGCAUAUGCAGUUGUUGAUUCAGAAAAUGAUGCAUCGUGGGAGUGGUUCUUCGUGCAGUUCAGAGAAACCUAUGGACAAAGAGAGGGAAUGUGCAUUGUAUCAGACAUACAUGAUGGUAUAUGGAAAGCAACUUCAAUUGUCUAUCCAAAAGUCCCUCAUUUUGCAUGUAUGUUCCAUUUGUGGAACAACAUAAAGACAAACUUCAGGAAGAGCCUAAAACAAAUCAAAGAAGUAUACUUUGCGUUAGCAAGAGCAUACACUGUUGAAGAAUUCAACAGGCAUAUGGCAGAGUUAGAAGCUAUUAAUAGUAGAGUGAAAACAUACCUGAUGGAUAUUGGAUAUGAUAAAUGGUCUCGGGCGCAUUCCAAGGCAAAUAGAACCAUGACCAUGACAUCGAAUAUUGCGGAAUCAAAUUACACCAAUCGGAAGGAUGCAGUGGAAUCAUUGAAGAUUGGUGCAAAGUAUGAAAAAAUAUUGGCAGAUAAUACUAUCUUAUCACAGACGAUGACGGUGUUGCCAUCAACUGAAUUCUUACAUUUAGUAAUUGAUGGCCAAACAAGAAAUGUGGUGCGCCUACAUGAAAAGAACUGCACUUGUGGAAGGUUUCAGCUAGACGAUAUUCCAUGUCCACAUGCAAUGGCAGUUAUACAAAAAUUCCAUAUGGAUUCAUACAAGUAUUGCUCGGAUUACUACAACAUAGACUACUUGCUGAAAACAUAUGAGAUAUCAGUAAAUCCUUUGCCUGAUGAAACAACGUGGAAAAUUUCAUAA